Molecule: messenger RNA, 671 nt
Organism: Guillardia theta CCMP2712
Lineage: Eukaryota; Cryptophyceae; Pyrenomonadales; Geminigeraceae
Exons: 1
Source: RefSeq, a predicted model, not a curated record
UGGGGGAACUGCGAGGAGCUACCAGCAUGACAAUCAUGAUAAAGCAGAGAAUUUGUGCAAUACUGUGAUAAUAACGUGAACAUGGACGUGGAUUAUGUCAUUGUUGAUGUCCACUGUGAUGAGCAAGGAGGAUCAUGCUUGGGGUUUUCUUCCAGAUUGAUCUACGGUGAACAGAGAACAAAGACUUAUUCACGAUUGCAGUGUUUCAUCAUGAACUAUGAAAUUUUGUUUGUCAAAAGUUUAGAUUGUCUUGUUGUUGUCCGUGGUUAGGUGAUGCAGUUUCUGUUCGGAUGUCGAUCAUAACUGUGGAAGAAGUUAUUUUGUCUCUGGGUUGAUAGAUUGGAGGAUGAUACUAUUGCUCGAUCCUCGCAACAACCUGACGUAUUCCUGCAGGAUUGCUCCUUCCCUGCUUACUUCUAUACCCAGCCCAUGGCCACUGGCCCGGGCUUCUAUGACAACCUCUGCCCCCAGUCCUGGCAGGAUGGCUCCGCUGCCACCUUCACCCUCCAGGAUCCCCACCAGCAGACCUUCGACUGCCCGGGAAACUAAGUGGCUUGGCUGACAUAUUGAGCUUGGUGAUGAUGUGUUGGGUCAGUUCGGCCUUUCAUGUUGAAUCCAUAGUAAUGGGUUUUAGAAUUUGUUUGUAAAGAAACAUCUGAUCAACUCAUCAA